GAUCUGAAAAAUUCAAAGAACGAAAUAAUACUAAGAACGAAAGAGUGGGAAAAAAACCAAAGAAUCAAUCGAGAAAGGACUUAUCUGCCUGAAGAACCGGAUCAAUAUCACAUUUUAGGAACAGACUUGUGGUCGAAAUCGCAAUCUUUGAUUCCAAUGCCGCCCUAAACAAACAAGAAUAGAAAAUGAUGUGCCGCUUCUUAGCUAUAGAAGUAGGAAGAUAUUUAUUUGUGAUGCGAACUUCAUGCCGAAUAUCUAACCUAUAAGUUCUGUUUUUGUUCCACGUAUUUGAAAAUAAAUUAAGGCAAACCGAGUCAUUUGCAAUGGACAGUUCUCUUUUGCAACCCACCCUGUACACAGUUAAAGGAAUUGUAAUAAUGGAUAACGAUGGCAACAGAAUAUUGGCCAAGUAUUACGAUCGCAACGUAUUUCCCACGUCCAAAGAGCAGCGCGCCUUCGAAAAGAACUUAUUUAAUAAAACACAUCGAGCUAAUGCCGAAAUAAUCAUGCUAGACGGUCUUACCUGCGUUUAUCGUAGUAACGUGGACUUGUUCUUUUAUGUAAUGGGUAGUUCGCACGAGAACGAGCUCAUACUGAUGAGUGUAUUGAAUUGUUUAUACGAUUCUAUCAGUCAAAUACUUCGGAAGAAUGUUGAGAAACGAUCCGUAUUAGAGUCGUUAGAUAUUGUGAUGUUGGCAAUGGAUGAAAUUUGUGAUGGAGGAAUUAUUAUUGAUGCGGAUUCAAGUUCGGUUGUCUCACGAGUGGCAUUACGAACAGAUGACAUUCCAUUAGGUGAACAAACUGUAGCUCAGGUGCUGCAAUCAGCAAAGGAUCAAUUGAAAUGGUCCCUGUUAAAGUAAAAGCUUGUAAAAGAAAUUUAUUUUUAUUUUAUGUGUGUACAAUGUAAGAAAUAAUAAGUCUAAAUCAGA
Molecule: messenger RNA, 929 nt
Organism: Photinus pyralis (common eastern firefly)
Lineage: Eukaryota; Metazoa; Arthropoda; Insecta; Coleoptera; Lampyridae
Gene: zetaCOP
Product: coatomer subunit zeta-1
Exons: 5
Coding region: 324-860 (178 amino acids)
Biological process (GO): retrograde vesicle-mediated transport, Golgi to endoplasmic reticulum; intracellular protein transport; intra-Golgi vesicle-mediated transport
Cellular component (GO): COPI vesicle coat
Source: RefSeq, a predicted model, not a curated record